Molecule: messenger RNA, 1851 nt
Organism: Notechis scutatus (mainland tiger snake)
Lineage: Eukaryota; Metazoa; Chordata; Lepidosauria; Squamata; Elapidae
Source: RefSeq, a predicted model, not a curated record
AUGCGGGCAACAAAGAAAGCCGGUGUGAAGAAUGAAGGUCCUUCGACUCUCUGGAGAUCCCAAGAGGAAGCCAGAGAUUUCUGCCAGGAAGGGGAUCGGGAACUGGCCAACGGCGAUCUCCCAUUGGCCACCACUUACUAUGUUGCCGGAUUCCUUCUCUGUGCCCCCACGGCCGUCAACAAGAUGGCGGCUCUUGAGAAGGAGGCCCGGGCCAACGUGGUCGCCAUCUUGGAAAGCUGGUGUCAAGGAGAAAGCUCCAUCCCAAAACUUGGGAACCCUCCUGUGAACCCCGCCCUGCUCAACGUCACUACGGCGGCGGCUUUUCUCCUGGCCUUUGACCCCCACAACGUGACCGCCUUGCUCUUCAAGAUGGACGCUUUGCUGAAGGCGGGCCAGCCUCUCCGCGUGGCCAGCCAGUGUGACUCCCUGCUCGAGGCCCACCCUUGCGUGGAGCUGGUUCUCACCCGCGCUUUGGCCCUGGUGCUGUCCCAAACGCACUUCCAAGAGGGGGUCGCCGAGUAUCUCCGGGCCUUUGCGGGAAGCCGGAACGAGAUGGUGGCGUUCAUGAGCCGUAGACAGAAAAGAUACCUGGAGAAGAUCAUCCAGGCUUGUUUGGACGGCCUCUCGCUUCCAGACAGUGGUCUGAAGGAGACACUUAGCUGGAAAGAUCUGUGCUAUGACUUCCUGGCUGCCAUAGCCCCCGAGGACCUCCGGGUCUGCCCCCUUCAGGCCCGGCAUCUUUUCGAGCAACGUAUGUACGAGGAAUGCGUGUCCCUCUCCAGCAGGGCCUUAGAAGCCUUCUCCUCCAGCGGUUCAUCGAACAGCCAAGAGACCUCAAGUCUUUUGAUGCACCGAGCUGCGGCUUUCUUGGCUAUCGGACGUCACGUCCCGGAGAUGCUGAAGGACCUCGUGGCCGCCUUUGAAGCUCACCCCAAGCUGGCCAAGACCUCCUUUGAAGCCCUCUUCUCGCCAGGAGAAGCUGAAAGAGUUGAGAAGCACGCCCGGACAGUCCUGGAGGCGGAUUUUGCCGCUUACAAAGAUGCCAUCCGGGUGAGGAACGAAGUCCGGAGCAACGGUGGCCAAGAGUUGAUUCCUCCCGUUCUCCGUACACUCCAUUUCCUGGUCCAGAUCGCCCCGGAGUCUCUGCGAGAACUGAACGUCCGUCUAGCCGAUUGCUACCUCUUAGAAGGCAACAUCUCCGCCUCCUUGGAAGUUUGCGACCGUCUCCUGGCCUCUGCAGAAACCACGUACCGAAACACCCUCCUGGCCCAACGGGGCUUCUGCCACCUUCACGCCAACCGCCGCCCAGAGGCCCUUCAAGAUUUCCAAGCCAUCCUUGAAGAUCUCGUACCGCAUCCAAGCAGCUGUGUGAAGGCCCUUUGCGGGCGAGGUUUGAUCCGAGCCUGGGCCGGCCACCCCUAUCUCACCGCCUUGGAUUACCUGACCGCCUGCAGACUCCGUUUUGAGGAAACCGGCUUUGCGAUCAAGGCCUACGUCCCUUGGAACCAGAGAGGGUUCCUCUUGGUCACCCUUCAGGAGCAAGUCCAGAAGAUGCUGGAAAGAAAGGAGACAGUCCGAUGCAGGUCAGAGGACCGACUGGAGAAAUCUGGAUGGCUGGAUGACCUCCAGAAAGACAGGGAUUCCCUUGGGAUCCACCCAUUGGCUUCUCUUCUCUUGGAACUGGGCGUUUCUUGGCUGCUGUGUGCCGAUGCUUUGUACCAGCUGGGUCGCCUGGAAGAGAGCCACCAGAUCCUCCGGUUGGGUCUCUCAAAGGAUCCAGAGAGAUCCCCCGUUCUGGUCAGGCUGGCUCUCCUUCAACUGAAGAAAGGCCACGUGGACGGAUGCAAUCAG